AUGGAGCGGCCGCGCAAACGCGUCAAGCUCGAAGAGGGAGAGGUCUUAUCUUCUGAUGAUGAUUGCAUCAUUGUUGAGGCGCCUAUCAGUGUCAAGAUAGAGCGCGAGUCAAAGCCGAAAGUUGCUCAAGGUUCUGGCCAUCAUCUCUCAACUUCAAAAACAAACACGGUCCCUUAUCCCUUCUGCGGCGAAUGCUGCCGAUAUUUCCAAAGCGAUGCGGAAAAAGAGCGACACUGCUCCAAAUGGCAUUACGGCAACCUAUGCCACGCAUGCGAUGAAGGAUUCCCGACAGAGUCAGAGCUACUCCAACAUAAAGCUGGCCACGCGGAGACCCCGAUCUGCUGCGUCGGCUGCGAGAAACGAUUCAAAUGUUAUUCAGGAAUGAUGGAUCAUCUUGAGCACGGCUCAUGCCAAUCAGCUUGCACUGGUCAACUUGUCCGCAGUGCUGUCGCCACUCACUGUGCGCGAUUCCACCCAUCGUCAACUCGGAAUAUCGACCUACAAUGCGCAACCUGUGACAAGAAGUAUCGCCAUAUGAGCGGGCUUCUGAAACAUUUCGAAAAGAGAUCAUGCACUUUACGAAACUGGAUCGAAGAAACAGGCUGGAUAGACUUUCUCGUCACUCUCAAAGGAUCCAUACAGGGAAAAAAGCCGUUGACUUCCCAGUGCAAUGUCUGCCGAAAGAAAUUUGAUCAAGAAGUUGCGCUUUCGAUGCAUCAGAGAGACAAACAUCAAAACACGUACUGUUGUGCUUGUGAGACAUACUUUGCCAACCCAGCCAAGAAGCAGAAGCACAUCAUAUCUAUAUCUGGUCUUUCUGGAAAGCCUGGGCAGUUUUUCUGCGACCUGUGUGACCCAAAAGUCCGUUUGGGAUCGGAAAAAGAGCUGUGCGAACAUUUGUGGCUGGAUCACACAGCGUGCGGUCCUUGUGGACAAUUGUUUGAGACCCUUGAGCUCAAGAAAAAGCACGAUGCGGCGGCUCACAAUAGGUGCGCUGUUUGUUACCGGUUCUUCGUGUCAAAUGCGGAACUCAAACAGCACCGCAAGACUCAUGCAGUCGAGCCCCCCGUCAUCGAGCCCCCUGUUGUCAAACCCGCUAUUGUACAUCCACUGCCAGUAAAACCAGAGCCGAUCCCCAACCUCCAAUGCGCAUCCAAACAACUGUACCAGUGA
Molecule: messenger RNA, 1173 nt
Organism: Fusarium subglutinans
Lineage: Eukaryota; Fungi; Ascomycota; Sordariomycetes; Hypocreales; Nectriaceae
Product: zinc finger protein
Exons: 3
Coding region: 1-1173 (390 amino acids)
Biological process (GO): regulation of transcription by RNA polymerase II
Cellular component (GO): nucleus
Molecular function (GO): RNA polymerase II transcription regulatory region sequence-specific DNA binding; DNA-binding transcription factor activity, RNA polymerase II-specific
Source: RefSeq, a predicted model, not a curated record